GUAUCAAACACUUCGACCCUAGUUAAGGAGAGAAAAACAAAGAAACCAACAAUUCAUAUAUAAAUAGGUUCGUUCGGGAUGCUUUCGAGGAGAGCCUUGGACACUGAUGUCCCCGUCAUGACUCAGAUUCGGACACUAACGGCGGAACUGACCAACCCCAUGUCUCUCGCCCAGGGCGUGGUGUAUUGGCAGCCUCCUCAACAGGCUUUAGACAAGGUCAAGGAGCUUGUCUGGGAUCCUGCCAUUAGUUCUUAUGGACCUGAUGAAGGUUUGCCUGAGCUACGAGAGACUCUUCAUAAAAAGCUGCGUGAAGAAAACAAGCUUACCAAAUCUGUUGUGAUGGUUACUGCUGGUGCCAAUCAGGCUUUUGUGAAUCUUGUCCUUACACUCUGUGAUCACGGUGAUUCGGUCGUCAUGUUUCAGCCAUACUACUUCAAUGCAUAUACGGCCUUCCAGAUGACUGGAGUCACCAACAUCAUUGUUGGUCCUCGCCAUCCACAGACUCUCUAUCCCGACGCAGACUGGUUAGAGAGGACGCUCUCUGAUUCAAAACCGACCCCAAAAGUUGUAACUUUUGUGAAUCCUGGUAACCCAAGCGGCACCAAUGUCUCUGAACCGCUGCUCAAGAGGAUUUCAAAGAUAUGCAAAGAUGCAGGGUGUUGGCUUAUUAUAGACAACACAUACGAGUAUUUCAUGUAUGACGGUUUAAAACAUUGUUGCGUUGAGGGAGACCAUGUUGUUAACAUCUUCUCCUUCUCUAAAACCUAUGGCAUGAUGGGUUGGAGGCUUGGAUACAUAGCUUACUCAGAGAGAUUAGAUGGGUUUGCGGCAGAGCUCUUGAAAGUUCAAGACAACAUCCCAAUAUGUGCCUCCAUAAUAUCUCAGCGACUGGCUAUACACGCGUUAGAGGAAGGUGCUGGGUGGGUAAGAGAACGGGUAAAGGGUCUGGUGAAGAACAGGGAGGUUGUUAAAGAGGCUCUUGAGCCGCUGGGGAAGGAGAACGUCAAGGGAGGAGAAGGAGCGAUUUACCUGUGGGCAAAACUACCGGAGGAACACGGAGAUGAUGAUUUCAAGGUGGUGAGGUGGCUGGCUCACCGUCAUGGUGUGGUGGUGGUCCCGGGGUGUGCAUGCGGUAGCCCGGGGCAUAUCCGUGUUUCGUUUGGAGGGUUGAAGGAGGGAGAAAUGAGGGCGGCUGCAGAGAGGCUGAGGAAAGGAUUAGAGGAGCUGGUUCAGCGUGGAAUGAAAUGAAAUGAAGGUCAAAAAAAGAUGGUUACUUUGCGUAUUAUCCAAGUUAUUAUAGCUUUUUAAUACUAAUAAGAAAGAGUGUCUCGAUGUAGCUGAU
Messenger RNA from Raphanus sativus (radish), 1342 nucleotides. RefSeq names its product aromatic aminotransferase ISS1-like. NCBI's taxonomy places the organism in Eukaryota, Viridiplantae, Streptophyta, Magnoliopsida, Brassicales, Brassicaceae. The transcript has 8 exons. The coding region runs from base 79 to 1248 and encodes 389 amino acids. Gene Ontology annotation, molecular function: pyridoxal phosphate binding; catalytic activity. Gene Ontology annotation, biological process: biosynthetic process. The record is from RefSeq and is a predicted model, not a curated record.